AUGUCCAAGCUGCCUCUGGACCAAAGACCAAGCUCCACGUUGAAAUCUAGCCACGCCCGCUUCCAGUUGUGCAAAGACUGCGAGCAAGCUCUAGCUCACGUCACAUGCAAGGCCGACGACGCCGCCCUCUGCGUCACAUGGGAUCGCGUCAUCUACUUCGGCAACCCUCUCAACCGCCACCACGAACGAGCACCCGUCAUGCCAUUUUACGAUUCCGUGAACUCAACUGCGAACUCGAUUCCCGCCAUCAAAUCUGCCGUCAAAUUCUUUCAUGAUCUUUACUUCUCCGACAUGGACGGAGAAACCGAGACGAGCAGGGAGGAAGUCGAGGCUGUCUUGUGGCUCCUCUCGAAUCCCAAGGCUCAAGAUGGCCAGUUUUUGUAG
Pyrus x bretschneideri (Chinese white pear) is the source of this 384-nucleotide messenger RNA. Its product is annotated as zinc finger protein CONSTANS-LIKE 4-like. Lineage: Eukaryota; Viridiplantae; Streptophyta; Magnoliopsida; Rosales; Rosaceae. Gene Ontology annotation, cellular component: nucleus. The transcript has a single exon. The record is from RefSeq and is a predicted model, not a curated record. Gene Ontology annotation, biological process: regulation of flower development; regulation of photoperiodism, flowering. The coding region runs from base 1 to 384 and encodes 127 amino acids.